GUCUUCGAUGCUCUUGAUGCGAGCCGAGAACUGGACCACUACCUCAGCCAGUUUCACUACGGAAACAAAGCGCGGGAGACUUUGACACUCUUUGAGAUCAAGAGGGAAGACAUCGUCCUGGACCAGCAGGCGCAGGACUUGCCAUACUGGCAUAUGUCUGAGGCUGUCAUUCUGCAGCUCGUGGCCUGUUCUGCGCAAGCUCUGGCUCACGUACCAGCCUUCAAGGAGCAUCCGGCCAAUCACGCGAUACCUGCCGAGAAGAGGUCAGAAUGGCUUGAAUACUCUCCCGGUUUCUCCCCACCCGAGUUUGCCGAGUUUGUCCUCGUGCAGCUGGAUCGUCCUUUCUUCCAUGGACGCUUCGGUCGAGAUCCAAACAGGAGGGAAAGCGACAUCAUGGCGGAAGGGAGAAGUCCUUCACGACGAGAAACGGAAGAUGACCGAAGGUUCAUGCUUGAUGGAUGA
Molecule: messenger RNA, 462 nt
Organism: Symbiodinium sp. CCMP2456
Lineage: Eukaryota; Dinophyceae; Suessiales; Symbiodiniaceae
Source: the annotation of a GenBank genome assembly